This is a messenger RNA of Gracilinanus agilis (Agile Gracile Mouse Opossum), 712 nucleotides long. It is a transcript of the gene CSDC2, whose product is annotated as cold shock domain containing C2. Gene Ontology annotation, biological process: regulation of mRNA stability. The coding region runs from base 248 to 712 and encodes 154 amino acids. The transcript is spliced from 3 exons. The record is from RefSeq and is a predicted model, not a curated record. Gene Ontology annotation, molecular function: mRNA 3'-UTR binding. Lineage: Eukaryota; Metazoa; Chordata; Mammalia; Didelphimorphia; Didelphidae. Gene Ontology annotation, cellular component: cytoplasm.
AGCCGUGCAAUAAUAGCGUCUCCCAGGAGUGGGGAGCCCCGAGGGGGCACCCCUCCAGCCCUGGCCUUCCCUCCUGGCUCAGCAAGGCCCCAGCUGCUCCCCAGCUUCAUCCACGCGUCUCUUCCCUUCCAGAAGGAAGCGGCCACCUGCAGGCAGCUUUCAGGGGGGCAUCCGGACUCUGCGGAGCUCGGCUUCAUCCAGGUUCCCCUCCACCCCGUGUGCACCACACCCCGAAGACGUUUCCGCCAUGUCCUCUGAGCCCACCUCACCCCCAGUAGUGCCACCUCUGCACUCCCCCAAGUCUCCUGUGUGGCCCACCUUCCCCUUCCAUCGGGAGGGGAGCCGGAUCUGGGACCGCGGCAGCAGCCUCCUGCUCAGAGACCUGCCCAGCCCUCUCCCCACCAAGAGAACCAGGACCUAUUCCGCCACUGCUCGGGCCUCUGCUGGGCCUGUAUUCAAGGGCGUCUGCAAGCAAUUUUCCCGAUCCCAGGGCCAUGGCUUCAUCACUCCAGAGAACGGCACAGAAGACAUAUUUGUCCACGUGUCUGACAUCGAGGGAGAGUAUGUGCCUGUGGAAGGAGAUGAGGUGACAUAUAAGAUGUGCCCGAUCCCCCCGAAAAACCAGAAGUUCCAGGCCGUGGAGGUGGUCCUGACCCAUCUGGCCCCCCACACCAAGCACGAGACGUGGUCUGGCCAGAUCAUCGGCUCCUAG